Messenger RNA from Pelmatolapia mariae (spotted tilapia), 2645 nucleotides. RefSeq names its product interferon regulatory factor 9 (gene irf9). The coding region runs from base 107 to 1396 and encodes 429 amino acids. The transcript is spliced from 10 exons. Lineage: Eukaryota; Metazoa; Chordata; Actinopteri; Cichliformes; Cichlidae. Gene Ontology annotation, biological process: regulation of transcription by RNA polymerase II; immune system process. The record is from RefSeq and is a predicted model, not a curated record. Gene Ontology annotation, cellular component: nucleus. Gene Ontology annotation, molecular function: protein binding; RNA polymerase II cis-regulatory region sequence-specific DNA binding; DNA-binding transcription factor activity, RNA polymerase II-specific.
AAAAGGAGCGCCUUCAUAGACUGAGCCGCAGAACUGAAGAGGAGAAGACAGUCAGUCCGCAGGCACCGCGGAGGAAACACAGCCGAGCAUUUUUAAAGAAGCAGCGAUGGCAGCUGGGAGAAUGCGCUCCACUCGCAGACUGCGCUCCUGGAUCGUCGAGCAGGUCAGCAGUGGGAAAUAUCCAGGGCUGGUGUGGGAUGACGAGGCCAAAACCAUGUUCCGCAUUCCCUGGAAGCACGCGGGGAAGCAGGACUUCCGCAAAGAUGAAGACGCCGCGAUCUUCAAGGCGUGGGCAGAGUUCAAGGGGAAGCUGACAGAUGGGGGCCAGGACAACCCGGCCGCUUGGAAGACCCGUCUGCGCUGCGCCCUCAACAAGAGUCCUGAGUUUAAGGAGGUGAUGGACCGAGCCCAGCUGGACAUCUCAGAACCGUACAAGGUGUACCGCCUGGUCCCCAUCAGCGAGCAAGGUGUGGUGGUGCCUGAAAAGAAGAGCAGAGAAAAAGCCUCCAGGAGGUCGAAAAGGAGGAGAAGCGAUUCAGACAGCGACGACGCCAUAGAUGACAAACAGAUAAAGAGGGAAGAAGCCACGUCUCAGCUGUCUGUGGAGGAAAGCCCCGUCCAGACGGAGGAGCCCACUCAGUGCACCUUCAUUCAGACGGACUCGGUCGAUGAGAUCAGGUUGGACGUGCGGAUUGAGGAGAGUGUGACCGCUCCUGUAGGAGCCCAGGACUCCUUCAAUGUGGCAGUUUACUAUUUAGGACAGGAGGUGCUCAAACGUCAGAUUCAGGGCACCGAUGUGCGGAUAACGUACCCGCCCUCCUCGCUUAUUCCCCCCACGCCAGCUGCCCUGAAAGCCAGGUUCCCACGCAUCCCGCUACCCGAGCCGCCCUCCACGUUGCCGGCCGGUCCGGAGCUGCAGGCCCUCUUCACCCUACUCCCCUUCAUGGAGAAAGGGGUGGUGCUGACCUCCACUCCGCAGGGAGUUUACGGCAAGAGGUUCUGCCAGGGGCGGGUCUUCUGGACGGGGCCGCACACGACCAUGCCGGACCUGCACAAGAUGGAGCGAAACACAGAGCCGGUGCUCCUUUUCAAUAAAGAAAUCUUUAAGCAACAGUUGGACCACUUCCGUACAAAUGGCGGCGAGCCUCCCCAGUGUGGCUUCACCCUGUGUUUUGGAGAAGAGCUGAGUAACUCAGAGGACCCUUCCAAAAAGCUGAUCAUUGUUCAGAUCACUCUACCGUGGGAAGAACAGCAGGUACAGAACGCUCAGUCCAUCUUUGAAUCCAUCACCAUCCUCCAGUCUCUGGCCAGCCAGUCCCCGCUGGGAGAAAUAACCCUGAACCUCGUCACGGUGCCUUCGCCAACCAACGAGAGCAUCGGCUGCGGGACUUUCUAAGCACUUUGAUGGGUGGCAUUUGAAAAAUGAGACACAUUUCCCCCUUAUUAUAAAUCCGACAGCUAGAAGGAGUUUUUUCUUUUAUUAUUCUAAUUAAGACAGAUUAUAAUAAGAUAUCAAAACAGGAACCUGCAGUUAUUUUCUGUGUCAAUUGUUUGUUUUUUUCAUAUUGCCCAAACUUGUUGCACAGAAACGGAUGCAUAGCAUUUAAGAGAAAUAGGAAAUCAAAUGGUGAACUAAUAUAAAGGGGACCUAUUCUGCUUUUCCUUAUUUUUUGCCACAGUGGUCAAAACCCAUAUGAAACAAGUUUGACAAACUCAGUUUCAAACAAGAGUAGAUUUACCCAAUACUGUCAUAUUACACACAUAGUUUUGACCGUUGGCACAGAAACAGCCCUCACUGGAAACAGGAACUGCAGGUUCCUGUUUCCAAACGUUUAAGAGGGGCAGCCAAUCAGAAAAAAAGCUGGCUUGAAGAGGGAGGAGCAUUUGGAUAAGAGGGUGGAGUGACUAAAACUGUAGCACAGACUUGUGCCUCACAACAGGCUGUAUUCUUUAUCAGACAAUAGCAUCAACAAUGUUAAAAAUGCUAAGAGAACAAAAGAUCGCGUUUACAGGAGAAACUUUCCAUUCAGACUAAAAUACUUUUUGUCUCAGGCUGUUUUUAUACUUUCAGGUGCUGUAAAGCUGAGAAUUUUAACACGGGGAUUGACUCCCUUUUGUAACCAGCAGCCUCAAGUGGCCAUUAAAGAAACUGCACCUUUUGACGCUGCUGCAAGGCGUCCUGUAAAACAAAUAGGACUUAUUUUGAACUGUGAAUCAUGCAAAGCUCCCAGAGUAAAAACAGAGUUGGAAAUAAACAUUAAUAGGUCCCCUUUAAUAUCAGUUUUGGGGUGCACCUUCUUUUUCAUUUUAGAUAUUAGUUAGUGUACUGGAAACACUACAUGAAAGCCAACACUUGGAAGCUUUUUAUACUCAUCGUGCAUCUCAGAAUGUGAUGUAAGCAGCAUGCCGAUCAGAGCUGAGCAAUCAUCUUCCUGUAAAUUCCUCUCAUUAACUACUGGGUCAUUUUAGAUAUUAUAAGUCUAUUGUUUUGGUUAGGGAUUGGGGGUGGGGGGUCAUUUGGAGCCAUUUAGUACUGUAGACACUGCUUAAGUUGUGUUGAUGAAAAUUGUUUAUACCACAGGACUAGAUAGAAGUUUCACUGUACAAUCAAAGGAAAAAAAAGCAUCAUAAUAGCCUGUAGUAGU